Molecule: messenger RNA, 1145 nt
Organism: Adelges cooleyi (spruce gall adelgid)
Lineage: Eukaryota; Metazoa; Arthropoda; Insecta; Hemiptera; Adelgidae
Exons: 5
Coding region: 167-1099 (310 amino acids)
Source: RefSeq, a predicted model, not a curated record
UAACACUAUAAUUAGUGAUUGGUUUGCGUUCUCGACGGGUGCACCUCAAACAAACAAGUAUACAGUGACCGAUUGAGAAAGCAAUUAACAUAUAAAAACAAACUCUAAUCGCACGCCAUUGCAGUGUCCAUUGAUAAAGGAUAUAAUACAUUUUCACAGUCAUACGAUGAAGUUCAAAGGACUAUGUAUUUUAACAGUGUUGCUAGCUAGCUCUUUGAAUUUCGUUUCGGGGCAUUCAUAUCAUUUGGACCAAUGUCCCGAUUUCGACCCUAUGCCUGAGUUUGUAAUGGAUAAACUGUUAGGUUCAUGGUACGCCGUACAAGAGACGCCAAAGUCAAGUCCGUGUUUGGUGUAUGAGUUCACACAGGAAUUCAACGAUGGUACUUGCACGAACUGUACAAACUGUGUAAAUUGUGUUAAUUGUACAAAUUGCAUCAACUGCACAAACUGUACAAACUGCACUGGUUGUAGCCACUGUAACGGUUGCCAAAAUUGUACAAAUUGCAAAAUAUGCGAAAGUUGUACAAAUUGUACAAAUUGUAGUAAUUUGUCACAUUGUACAAAUAGAACAAAUCAGUCAAACACUAAUUGCUCACAAUCGACUAAAUUUGAACAAAUUAUCGAAAAUUUUAAAGUCAAUGUAAUAAUUAAAGCUAACAAUAACCGUUAUGUUGGACAAUUGAAAGCUGAUAAAAAUUUGCCAUCAAGAAUGACAAGUAAUUCUCCUCUGAAUGUUGCGGGCAAAUCUUAUUUUGUUGUAUUUGCCACUGACUAUGUAAACUAUGCAGGUGUAUACACUUGCCAAAAAAAACCUUUCGGCCACAAACAUUCUAUUACCAUUUUGUCGAGAUCCAAAGUCUUAGACAAAACGUACCUAAAUAAGAUGCACAACUUAAUGGCUUCGGUUAACGUGAGUCCAUACGAUCUGUCAAUCGUUGACCAAUCAAACUGCAAUCAUCUUGACGAGAAUAUCAGUCUAGAAGCUAAUGACCAGCAGUUCAAUCCAAAAAAUAUGAUUGCAGGCACCAAGGCGGGUGAAAACCUCGGACAAGCUGUUGGUGACAAGAAAGUCCACAUUUCUAUGAAUUCCUUAAGGUAGAUUAAGUACCAAUAAAUUCUUAAGUUAUUUACUGUGAAAAAUUACA